This is a messenger RNA of Trichoderma gamsii, 1311 nucleotides long. RefSeq lists its product as hypothetical. The transcript has 4 exons. The record is from RefSeq and is a predicted model, not a curated record. Bases 1 to 1311 code for a protein of 436 amino acids. Lineage: Eukaryota; Fungi; Ascomycota; Sordariomycetes; Hypocreales; Hypocreaceae.
AUGGCUUGGAACAGCGUCAAGACUCACAGCGUCUUCUCGAAAGAGGAGUUCUACGGUCUGCCUACAUUCCCCGAAGCUGAAGGCAAAAAGUACUCUGCCAUCGUGACUGGAGCCAAUGGCAUCACUGGCUCUCAUAUGCUUCGUGUGCUAGCUGAGGCUCCAGAACGUUGGGGAACCAUCUAUGCACUGAGCAGAAGGCCGCCUACGUCUUUCAUUGAUGGCAAUAUUAAGUAUCUCUCUGUUGACUUUUUGGAGAAGCCUGAAGAGAUAGCCAAGACAUUGAAAGAGCACGUUUUGGAGGUAGACUAUGCCUUUUUCACCUCUUACAUUCAACCACCAGGCGUCUGGUCUGACACCGACGAGCUAGAGAGACUGAACACGCUUCUGUUGUCCAACUUUCUCUCUGCAUUGACCCUGGCCCAACAAAUCCCCAAGCGAAUUCUCCUCCAAACCGGUGCAAAGAAUUACGGCUUGCAUAUUGGGCCUGCCAUCAACCCACAAGAGGAAUCAAACCCUCGCGCCACAUCAGCACCAAACUUCUAUUACCCACAGGAAGACCUGCUCUGGAACUGGUGUCGCGAAAACAACACUGAGUGGAAUGUGACUCGACCAGCUUUCAUCAUUGGUGCCGUACGCGAUGCGGCAAUCAACAUUGCUUACGGCUUUUCUCUCUACGCUGCCAUCCAGAAAGAACUUGGAGGAUCACUCGAUUUUUUCGGUGAUCUUGCUGCUUGGGAUGUCGAGAAACACCAGUCAAAUGCGCUUCUUAUUGGCUAUCACGCUGAGUGGGCAGUUCUCACACCCUCCACCCGCAAUCAAGCCUUGAACAUUGCGGAUGGCGGCGUUUUCACUUACGGUCAAUUUUGGCCCGUCCUUGCUGCUCUCUACGGCAUUCCCUACAAUGUUCCCGAGUCAGAUGAUGCCAAGUACCAAACUGUUGAAAUGCCAAUCAGCCCCCCGCCUCGAGGCUUUGGGCCUGCUGGCAAAUUUAGAACAUCCGGAACAUACGUCGAGUGGGCAAACAGGCCCGAAGUCAAGCAGGCAUGGGAGACUUUGAAAGCAAGGCAUAAUCUAGCACCCAAGCCCGAUCCCUUUGACAAGAUUCCGGAAAUUUUUAGCCUCUUGGACAUUGACGUUCUUGGAUGCUGGGGAAGAAGCUUGAGCAUGAACAGGAGCCGAAAGCAAGGAUGGAAUGGAUACAUCGAUUCGUGCGACUCUUUCAUCAGGACGUUUGAGGAGCUUUCCGCCCUGAAAAUGAUUCCGCCUUUCAAGCGACCAGAAAAGAUUGAGGUUAAGCAUCACGGAUAUUAA